Messenger RNA from Actinia tenebrosa (Australian red waratah sea anemone), 2111 nucleotides. RefSeq lists its product as uncharacterized. NCBI's taxonomy places the organism in Eukaryota, Metazoa, Cnidaria, Anthozoa, Actiniaria, Actiniidae. The record is from RefSeq and is a predicted model, not a curated record.
UGGAAGUGAUGUUACUACUAGUGUUAGCCAUGAGAUCCUGAAAGAUAAAUGGAAAAAGGGAUAGAAAUAAAUGAGUAAAGAAAGGCAAGAUAUAUAGAAUGAAAGAAAACUAAGCCAAGAUUCCAAGUUUUUCAAACAACACCCUUCCAUACGAAAUCAAUGACAAUAAUGGCGAUCAUCUACAAAGCUGUCAAUCAAGCUCGCUCUGCAAAGCACUCUGGGAUAUUUAAAAAACAGGCCACAAGAUCUGUCUGGUUGGUCAAUAUAGGGUUGGUUGGAUCGCCACUUUUUCCAAGGAAUUCCUCUUGGUGUAAAAUGGAUGUAGAAUUCAAGUACCUUCGUGUCUUCAACUGAAACUAACGAGUUCAGCGACAACCCUAGCGUUAAUAACCUUGACUAAUAUGCAAGAUUAAGAAGAGACGACGGUAAUGAAAUCACUUUUAAAGACACAUCAUUGAGGGAGAACUCUCUCCACCAUUGGUACAAAUUAUUCUGGAUUAGUCUCAGACGAUCUUUGGAUACCGAGUCAGCUACCCCCACAGAAAAGAAAGGGGAAAAACUACUCUGAGUUGGAAAUAAUGCGAGGUUUAAAAAUGUUUGUCUUCGAACGGUAGUCGUCCAUCGUCCUUGACUGACAAUGAAUUCCUCUCUAGGAAAGACCGUCAUGUCUAACAAAAGUCAGAACAGUUCCAUUGAUCUUUCUUAUCAAGCAAAUCUAACCACUACGUUGGUAUCUUCAACUUUUCUCAUUCUUAUCAUGAUAAUGGCGCUGGUCGGCAACCUCUUUGUCCUCUACGCGUUCAAGAUAUUUCACAAACUGCGUACGGUCACAAAUUUCUUUAUUGUAUCUUUAGCUAUCGCGGAUAUACUUGUAGCUUUGAUGUCCAUGCCAGUUUGGGCAACAUAUCUCAUAAAAGGUCCUUCAGCAAUCAAAUAUCUUUGGCUUCAACAGUUCUGGAGUUUCAUGGAUAUCCUCUGUGGUGGGGCAUCUAUUAUUCAUCUUUGUUUUAUCAGCCUCGAGAGAUGUAUUUGCAUAUCGACCCCAUUCAAACACCAGGUUAUCGUCACUACUGGGAAAGUCCAGAUAUCUAUCGCAUGUAUUUGGAUGUUUUCUUGUUCAGUAGCGAGUUUGAAGAUAAUUCUUUGGGAGUAUCCACCGCCAAUAUACGAGUUAACAGUAACGAUCUCUUGUUUUGUCAUUCCCCUCAUAAUUAUGACUAUAUGCUACGUUAAAAUCUUCCAGAAUGCGAGACAUCAGAUUAAAAAGAUGAUCUUCACCGUGGAAGGCAAGCCCAAACGUUUCCUUCUAUCGCGUGAGCUCAAGGCUGCAAAGACCGUGGGGGUGGUAAUCGGGGCAUUUGUCAUAUGCUGGUGUCCUUUCUUUGUGUUGAACUUGGUGUAUGGUUUGUGCAAAAGCUGCCGACCUCUACCUAAUGAGUCUAUAUUGGUAGGCAAAUGGAUGCAUUACGUCAAUAGUGUGUUAAAUCCGAUUAUCUACACUUGCAUGAACAAGGAUUUCAGAAGUGCAUUCAAGAAAUUGUUUUUGUACAUCUGCGCAUGCGUGAUGGGUAAAGAAUACCACGAUCUCUUGACCGAACAACGAUCGUUUUACAGCGAGCGAGCCUCAUUUCGCAACCAUUCUUGUCGAAGUGGUGCAUCAGUUGCAAAGAUGGAUGAUCAUAACAGUUCGCAGAGAUCUGCAGCUGAAUCAUACGUUUUGCAUUCCAACUAUAGCACUAUAGACAGACAAAGUUUUAUGUGAUAGAGGACUCGACACAGGUACCCCAGUUUGUCUCAAAACUAAUUUAGUAGCAUAAGUCUCUUCCUCCACUGAAAACCGCAGACCAAAAGGCAAGCCAGGAUUGGGGUAACUGUGGUGAAAAUAAAUAUACAAGUUGAUUGGAUUUAUUUACGAGCAGUAAUUAAAAUUAGUCGCGUUAAAAAAUACCAUUGACUGGUAAUUGAAAUUCACAAAGCCCAUGCACGUGAGUGGUCACGUGAGCAGAUGCUCAUAUAUUGAGUAGCGCAGCGCAGUCGUGACGUCAUAAAAACGAAGACAAAAAAGCGAAAUUCGGACAAACAAACUUACAAGUUUACUUUCCGCAGAUAAU